This is a messenger RNA of Fonsecaea multimorphosa CBS 102226, 588 nucleotides long. RefSeq lists its product as uncharacterized. The record is from RefSeq and is a predicted model, not a curated record. The coding region runs from base 1 to 588 and encodes 195 amino acids. The transcript has a single exon. NCBI's taxonomy places the organism in Eukaryota, Fungi, Ascomycota, Eurotiomycetes, Chaetothyriales, Herpotrichiellaceae.
AUGACGUCCCGAAUGCGCCUCCAGCCCGUGCCGCCAGAGCAACUCUCCCCCCCGCAGCGCGAGCUGUACGACGACGUGGUGGAAAACAUCGUCAAGACGCUCGACGACAAGAAGUCGUUCAUCACGCGGGACGAACGCGGCGCCUUGCUGGGCCCUUGGAACGCGUGGAUCCACGAGCCCGUGGUCGGCGGCGCCAUGUGGCACCUCAGCAAAGUCAUGUUCCGCUCCGCGAAGCUGCCCGAGACGCUGCGGCAAGUCGCCAUCCUGACGGUGGGCUCGCACUACCGCGCCGCGUAUGAGGUGUAUGCGCAUUCGGGCCUGUCGCGGCACUACUUUUCCCAGGAACAGGUCGCGGCGCUGGCGAGUGGGGAGGCGCCCAGGGAUCUGUCGCCGGAUGAGAUGCUGGUUUAUAGGAUCUCAAAGGCGUUGGUGGUCGGGGGUCCGCUGCCGGAUGAUCUCUAUGCCAAAGGUGUCGAGGUGCUGGGACAGAGCUUGCUGACAGAGCUGAUCUUUUUGGUGUCGCUGUAUGCUUUGGUUUCGGUCAAUCUCAACGGGUUCAAUGUCCCCGUGCCUGCGGAAGGGUUAUAG